AUGACAAUGACUUACCCAGUGAUAUCACUUAAACCGAGUUAUAACUCGAUUAUUCGAGGUUGUCCAGGGCUUCCGGACACUCUUCCGCGAAUUGAAUGUGAAUUGAGGAUAAGAUCAAAUGAUGGUAAACCCUUCAUCAUUGAUAAGAUACAGAUGGUUUUGAAGACUAUAGAAUGUUUGAACAUGGGGUUAGGAUCGUUUACUUCGAAGAGAAAUAAGCUGGAGAGCGAGUCUGUGCAUUAUAAGAAGAAUAUGCGCAUAUCGGAUAAGAAAAUAAUAGGGCUCGAUAUUCCACUAACGAUUGCUUUACCAGACGAUAUUAAGGAAACAAACUAUAACGCUAAAGCAGGCCAUUCUUAUACAGUUUUAGAAUGUGAUGUGUUGUAUCACUUGCCAAACACGAACUCUGCCCCUUUAGUGCAGAGUUUUUCUCAAAUGGUCAAUGUGGAAAGGUACGUGUUGAUAGCAUCACCCAGGUUAUAUUCGCCUGUGACCAAAGUCAUACAGUCACCUGAUAAGAAAUUUCACGUCAAACUGACCACUGAUAACCCUUGCGUGACAACAGAUGAUUUGCUUACUCUCAAACUAGAAAUCUUCCCGAAUCUGACCUCAUACACUCAAAGUCAACGUAUAUUUAACAAACAGAUCAAGUUAAAAGGGAUAACUCUUGAAUUGAAAGAAAUUUUAGAGCUUUAUGAUGCCAAUUCUGAUACAAAAGAAAACGUUCUUGAGUCAAUUUCUAAGCCUUUCAAUGAUCCAUUACCGGAAUCUGGAAUGAAACUCAAGAUGAGCCUGAGAGUGCUAACUAAGAACGCUUUGUUCCAUACUUAUGAAACUUCUUUGAAUGAACCUGCCGUGAUGUAUCAAUUACCAUCUCACGAACCAAAAAUGAACCAAAUUAAUCCGCCACAGACUGUUGUUCUUAAAGGUAAACAUAGUAAAGAACCUUUUCAGUAUCAUUGUUCCAUUACCACUAGAGGUAAACUUUUCUCGGUCACCCACUCUUUAAACAUUAAAUUCAAAAUUUCUAAAGGUAAGGAUUUUGAAAUAUCUUACCCAAUAGAUAUUACCCCUUGGCCCAAGUCAUACAUGAAGCACGUUGAACAAUUAAUUUACCAAGAACGUGAGAUAGCCAAGAACGCUAAGAGUUUUUAUCAGAACUACGGUGGAAUCAAGCGUAACAAAAACGGACAAUUAGAAUAUCCACCUCUCCCGCCUGUAAUUUACGUUCCAACUAAAGAGUGCCUGACACAGCUUGGCGUACUAUAUAACACUGAAUCGAAGAUACCAAGGCGGGUGUUCGUAAUAGAUUAA
Molecule: messenger RNA, 1314 nt
Organism: Kluyveromyces lactis
Lineage: Eukaryota; Fungi; Ascomycota; Saccharomycetes; Saccharomycetales; Saccharomycetaceae
Gene: RGL1
Product: Rgl1p
Exons: 1
Coding region: 1-1314 (437 amino acids)
Biological process (GO): division septum assembly
Cellular component (GO): division septum
Source: RefSeq, a predicted model, not a curated record